This is a messenger RNA of Echinostoma caproni, 1038 nucleotides long. The record is from the annotation of a GenBank genome assembly. NCBI's taxonomy places the organism in Eukaryota, Metazoa, Platyhelminthes, Trematoda, Plagiorchiida, Echinostomatidae.
AACGCAGAACAAGCCUCACAAGCAACUUACACACCGGACUGGGAGUCCCUUGAUCAACGACCGUUACCAGAAUGGUAUGACGAGGCGAAAGUUGGAAUUUUUCUGCAUUGGGGUGUCUUUUCCGUGCCGAGUUUGGAAUCCGAAUGGUUCUGGUGGCUCUGGGAGGGAAACAAAACACGACGUCCGAAUGUGCCGGAGUACAUGCGCCAGUUCUAUGCCCCCGAUUUCGCUUACGCGGAUUUUGCACGGGAUUUUCGAGCUGAAUUCUUCCAACCCGCCAAAUGGGCAGAACUGUUCAGGGACUCAGGAGCCAAAUAUGUGGUCCUGACGGCAAAACAUCACGAAGGAUUUUGUAACUGGCCUUCCGAAACCUCAUGGCAGUGGAAUUCUGCAGUUAUUGGUCCGCGUCGAGAUUUGGUCGGUGAACUGGCCGGGGCAAUUCGCAAACGAACCGAUUUGCGAUUUGGUGUGUAUCAUUCCCUGUACGAAUGGUUUAAUCCGCUCUACUUGAAGGAUCGUGAUUUUAUCCGAACUAAAAUCAUGCCUGAAAUGAAGGAUCUUGUGUUGCGUUAUCGACCUGAAGUGUUCUGGUCUGACGGAGAUGUCGGUCCAGACCGAUACUGGGAUUCCAUGAAUUUCCUUGCCUGGCUGUAUAAUGAGUCACCGGUGCGUGACACUGUCGUCACAAACGAUCGCUGGGGAGAUGGUUGCAUGUGCAAGCACGGCGGUUACUACACCUGUACGGAUCACUAUCGACCGGGUCAACUUGUGGAACACAAAUGGGAGAACUGUAUGACAUUGGAUCGUUCUUCGUGGGGAUUUCGGAGAGAGGAGCUUAUCUACGAACUGGUGAGCACAGUGGCUUUCGGGGGUAAUAUACUGAUCAAUGUUGGACCGACUGCUUGGGGCACCAUUUCACCUAUUUACGAGGAGCGUUUACGUCAGCUUGGACAGUGGUUGCAAUUGAACGGGGAAGCAAUUUACUCAACCAAACCAUGGCGCGUGCAACAUGAAACGAAAGCAUCGUAUAUCUGGUAA